Messenger RNA from Pangasianodon hypophthalmus (striped catfish), 2381 nucleotides. RefSeq names its product P2Y receptor family member 10 (gene p2ry10). Gene Ontology annotation, cellular component: membrane. Gene Ontology annotation, biological process: phospholipase C-activating G protein-coupled receptor signaling pathway; positive regulation of Rho protein signal transduction. Bases 441 to 1454 code for a protein of 337 amino acids. Lineage: Eukaryota; Metazoa; Chordata; Actinopteri; Siluriformes; Pangasiidae. Gene Ontology annotation, molecular function: G protein-coupled receptor activity. The record is from RefSeq and is a predicted model, not a curated record. The transcript has 3 exons.
ACAAACUAGUAACCGGUCUUACAGCCAUGCAGUCAAAGCUCAGAGGCGUGACACAAAGCCAAGCUUUGAGGAACAGCAGAGAGUUAUGGUGUUACAUGAGCAGCAAAAACUCUGGUAGGAGAUAAAGACUCUAAAAAAGGCAUUUGUAUCUCUGGAAGGCCCAUGCAGUCAGAAACUGAAUUUGUCUGCAUGUCUGGAGUACCAUUGAUUCAAUGGCUGUGGACACUGUUUAUAAUAGAAUGCAUCAGACAGCACAUACUAGGCAAAUCUGAUAAGACGCCACUUCCUCUUUAGAGAGGUGAAGAGAAAACGGUAGUAGUUUCGCGCGAAUAGUUCAGCAUUUGACAUCAACAGUGCUGGAAUCCACGAACGCUGAAUUCGGAUCUCUCUGCAUCUGAAAGCUAUCAGGAAAGAGCUCUGAUAAAUGACUCUACAGUGUCAUGAUGUCUUCCACGAAUGCUGCAGGGGCCAGCAACUCCAGUUGUACAAAUCAUAGUGAAGGGUGGGAAGAAAACAUGAAUAAACUCUACACCUAUGUCUAUCUGUUCAUCUUCAUCCCAGGCCUGCUAGGGAACAGCCUUGCUCUCUGGGUGCUGUGUCGCUUUAUAAGCAAGAAGACCAAAGCCAUCAUCUUCAUGAUCAACCUGGCCAUCGCUGACCUGGCCCACGUCCUGUCUUUGCCAUUGCGCAUCUACUACUACAUUACUCUCACCUGGCCUUUUGGAAGGGGGCUGUGCUUGCUCUGCUUCUACCUGAAAUAUCUUAACAUGUAUGCUAGCAUUGCCUUCCUGGUCUGCAUCAGUAUCCAGCGGUGUGCCUUCCUGAUGCGCCCCUUUUGUGCCAGACAGUGGAAGCGGCGCUAUGAUGUUCGCAUUAGCGUAGUUGUAUGGUUGGUGGUUGGUUUAUGCUGCUCUCCCUUCAUCUUGAUGAGAAGCACCCCACCAGACAAACAGCACAAUGAUACCUGCUUCAAGGACUUGCCCAUGCGGAAGCUGAACCUGGGAACAGCAGUGACCAUAAUGUCCUUCGGCGAGCUCCUGGGCUUUGUGGCCCCACUGACCAUCAUCAUGUUAUGCUCUUAUUUCAUCAUUUAUUCUUUGAAGCAGAGCUUGAGGCCUGGUGUCUCAGUCAACGACAAGAAAAGGGCCUUGCGCAUGGUCUUAGUGUGUACUGGUGUGUUCCUCUUCUGUUUCGCCCCCUACCACAUCAACUUCGUGCUGUAUAUGAUGGUCUCACAGGACUUCAUUACCCAGUGUCCUGUGCGGCAGGCAGUUAAACAGUUCCAUCCAAUCUCACUGUGCAUUGCCAGCCUCAACUGCUGCCUGAAUCCACUCAUAUACUACUUUCUGACCACAGAGUUCCGGCAGCAGCUCAGUCGCCAGGGCAGCUCUAUAUUACGAGGGCGGCUGAUGAGUAUGGAGAGCACCUCCUCAUGUAGAGAUGCAAUUUCCUGAUAGCCAUGGAGAGCACUUCCUCCUACAGAAAAGCACUUCUGUGAUGAACAUAGAGAGCACCUCCUCCUACAGAGAAACACUUCCCUGAUGGCCAUGGAGAGCACCUGUUUAUAUAGUGAAGAACCUCCUGAUGAGGAGGAAGAGAACACCUCCCCCUAUAGAAAAUGAGGUCCCUUAGACAUCUUAACAACAUAUGCAUUAGUAUCCCGCACUAUGAAUUCUUGAAGCUCUAUUUCUGCUCCAGCUGGUGAAAGCUGCAUCAUGACCAUGGAUAUGAAGAAUGUUGCCCAAUGUUCAGUUUUAAUAAGCAGGGUUUGGCCCACUGUUUACCGCGCUUUGAGGCGUCUUUGAGGACCGCUAGUUAUAAGCCCUGUUCCUUCCUCUCAGCACUCAUGGCAAUUCUACUACACAGUGCAUUUUAGGUUCAGCCCAAGAUAUAUCACCUGUCCGGUGUAAGUUAUUACUGAUGCUGAGGUCAGAAAAUGCAGCCUUUAUGCCUAAAAACAAUCGCUGUGAUUAAAGAAAAAACACAAAAGGAAUUAAGAGAAAACAUUUUACAAUAAACAAUAAAACCCAUCACUUCAGUUGUAGCAAAACCAGUGUGACCAGAUUAAGAUCAGAUAUUGACUGUUUAGUUGCUAAGAAAACAGGCACACAAAUAAAAAGAUUGAAAGACACAUGGCAUUCUUACCAACUCUGAUAGAAUGUGCUCUGAAUAUUGCACUAAAACAAGCAUGCUGUAAAUAAGGACUUAUAGAAAGUAUACAUGCUUCAAAUAAUACAAAGCUGAAUAUAGUACUAUCUACUAAUUGUGUCAUAAAACCACUGACAGUAGUGUACUGAAAUAGAGAUAGCUGACCUAGAGUCAUUUUGAUGUUGCAUUUUGUGUUUUUCUUGUGUAUUCAAAUAAAGUUUUAAAUGCACAAA